AUGGAUAAGGAUGAUCACGUUUUCGAUGCUAAGGGUGAAGGGGAUACCGUAGAUAAAUUGCGGGCUAAACAGGAAAAGAAGGAUAUGAAAAAAGCGAAAAAGAAGGCAGCAAAAAAUUCCACUGGUGGCUCAACGGAAGAUACAUCCGCUGCUGUGUCAACUAAAGAAUUAGAGUUACAAGAAAAAGUGAGAAAGUUGGUUAAUCAGCUAGCAAUUCGUGAUGCGAUACAGCCAGUCUCUGGUUCUAGUAGCUCGCAGAAGCAAAAGGAUAUGAGUUCUCACAAGUUUUGGAGUACUCAACCUGUACCAAAACAUGGUGAGACUAUUGAAGAUGAUGGUCCAAUAGAACCUAAUACUUCACACGAUCAAAUUCGUAAAGAACCUUACGUUUUGCCUAAAGAAUUUGAGUGGACAACUUUGGAUUUGAAUAAUGAACCGGAGCUAAACGAGCUCUACACUCUCUUGACAAAUAAUUAUGUCGAAGAUGACGAUGCGAUGUUUCGUUUUGAUUAUUCCGGUGAUUUCCUGAAAUGGGCGCUUCAACCACCAGGUUACUUACAACUUUGGCACGUAGGUGUUCGUGUUUCUUCUAAUAAGAAACUUGUCGCAUUCGUUAGUGGUAUUCCGGCAGAUAUUCGAAUCUAUGAUUCUCAUCAGCAUCUUGUCGAAAUUAAUUUUUUGUGCGUCCAUAAAAAGCUUCGAAGUAAACGAUUAGCACCCGUCUUAAUCAAAGAAAUUACAAGACGCUCUCACCUACAAGGAAUAUUUCAAGCGGUAUAUACAGCUGGUGUUGUCCUUCCAAGACCUAUCGCUAAAGCCCGACCAAUGUUAAAGAAAGAUGUCCCUGAAGUCAGAGCAUUGUUAAAUGAAUACAUGAGUAAAUUUAAUUUUGUACCUGUUUUUAAGACUGAUGACGAAGUAAAACAUUGGAUAUUGACAAGAGAAGGAGUUGUUUGGUCAUUUGUAGUUGAAGACCCCGAAACAAAAAAAGUGACCGACUUUUUUUCGUUUUAUUAUUUGCCAUCAUCGGUUAUUGGUCACCAAGUUCAUAAAACUAUAAAUGCGGUUUAUUUAUUUUAUUAUGCAGUAAAAGAAUCCGAUGAAAAGGCUAUAAAAGGAAGAUUGCAAAUUUUAAUGAAGGAUGCAUUGAUAUUGGCGAAAUUGAAAAGUGUUGAUGUUUUCAAUUGUCUUGAUCUGUUGGAAAACAAAUUAUUUAUCGAGGAUCUAAAAUUCGGACCAGGAGAUGGUUAUUUGAAUUAUUAUAUGUAUAAUUGGCGUUGCAGAGAAAUGGGUAGCGAAAAAGUAGGUGUGGUAAUGUUUAUUGAAUCAACUCGAGAUACAACUGUUUCUGUUAACUUUUUUGGACCUUUAAUCAUAAUGGCAUCUACACUACAAACACAGGACUUGCCAAGGCCUGGUGGGUUUCCCGCUAUACGGUAUAAACGCAAUAUACCAAAAAGAGGUCCUUCUGGACUUGUUAUAUUUACGGGAUUAACCGCCAUAUCUACGUUAGGUUUUUAUUGGGCAUCACAAACAAUUCAAGAGCUUCGCGAGCUAAAACGAGAACGAAUUUGGUCACGUAUAUAUCUUGUACCGAUGUUACAAGCUGAAUUAGAUCGUGAUACAUAUCGUCGUUCUCAAGCAUCUUUACAGCGUGAAGCUGAAAUUAUGAAAGAUGUUCCAGAUUGGAAC
Molecule: messenger RNA, 1692 nt
Organism: Funneliformis geosporum
Lineage: Eukaryota; Fungi; Glomeromycota; Glomeromycetes; Glomerales; Glomeraceae
Source: the annotation of a GenBank genome assembly